Messenger RNA from Hibiscus syriacus, 945 nucleotides. Its product is annotated as mitochondrial outer membrane protein porin of 34 kDa-like. Gene Ontology annotation, biological process: monoatomic anion transmembrane transport. Gene Ontology annotation, molecular function: voltage-gated monoatomic anion channel activity. NCBI's taxonomy places the organism in Eukaryota, Viridiplantae, Streptophyta, Magnoliopsida, Malvales, Malvaceae. The transcript has 7 exons. The record is from RefSeq and is a predicted model, not a curated record. Gene Ontology annotation, cellular component: mitochondrial outer membrane. Bases 1 to 945 code for a protein of 314 amino acids.
AUGUUAGCGGGUACAUCUGCUCUACCAGAGAGGUCUGUCUCGGUUACCCAGAGAGAAAGAGGUAGAGGUAGACGAAGAAGUCAGUCAGAAUCCUCGACUCCACAAGAGAUACGCUCCACAACUCGGGUGUAUAAUAUCAAGACUAGCGAGGAUAGAGAUGACCCAAAAAUAAUAGCAGAUGGGCAAGGCGGUUCGGGUCUCUACACUGAAAUCGGCAAGAAAGCCAGAGAUCUUCUUUACAAGGAUUAUCAAACUGACCAAAAGUUCACUCUGACCACUACCUCUCCCACUGGAGUUGCAAUUACCUCUGCUGGAACGAAGAAAGGUGAACUGUUUUUUGCUGAUGUUAACACCCAGCUGAAGAAUAAGAAUGUCACAACUGAUAUCAAGUGGACUGACUCCAAUCUAUUUACCACCAUAACGGUUGAUGAACCUGCACCUGUGCUGAAGGCUAUCUUUAGCUUCAGAGUACCUGAUCAGAUGUCUGGCAAGAUUGAACUCCAGUAUUUGCAUGAGUACGCUGGGAUAAGCUCAAGUAUAGGAUUGACUGCAAACCCUGUAGUUAACUUCUCAGGCGUGUUGGGGACAAAUGUUCUUGCACUCGGUACUGAUAUUUCUUUCGACACAAAGACUAGGAAUUUCACCAAAUGCAAUACUGGAUUGAGCUUCUCCAACGUGGAUCUAAUUGCUUCAUUGGCUUUGGUUGACCCUUGUUUCCAUAUGGGACCCAUAGCUUCUCAACCAAUGCGAACACCAUCGGGGACACAACAUGCAAUUGACCCAUUGACCAUGGUCAAAGCACGGGUGAACAAUGUAGGCAUGGCAAGUGCAGUCAUCCAGCACGAGUGGCGCCCUAAGUCCCUGUUUACGAUUUCGGGAGAGGUGGAUACCAAGUCCAUUGACAAGAGCCCCAAGGUGGGACUUGCUUUGGCACUCAAGCCUUGA